AUGUGGACAACAAAGGAUGCUCUAAAAAGGGCGCAGACAGUACUAGACAUAAGCAAUGAUACUGCAAAGAUGUUUGGUAAACCUGUGCAGCUACUGCAGACUUCUACUGGUCACUAUUGCAUAAAGUUAGUACCACAUGAUGCGGAAGCUAGUUUUGUUGAAAAUCAAGUAUUGGUGACACAGAAUGGCUCGGACUUGUUUCAGGAACAGCUCAUCAUGGAGGAGGAAGCUCUCAAAACAGAGGUGAUGCAGGUGAUAGAACUACAGGAUGCACAAAGGCAAAAGGCAAAUUUGAUUAAGAUUCACAAGCAGUUCGGGCAUGCUUCUGCAGAUAGAUUGCAGAAGUUACUGAUCAGUGCAGGCAUGAAGAAUCCAGAAAUUUUUCAAAUGCUGACGGAUGUUGUCAAAGAGUGUGAAACUUGCCAAAUGUAUAGGAAAGUACCUCCCAAACCAGCAGUGGGCCUCCCUUUAGCGACGGAUUUCAACCAAACCGUAGCUGUUGACCUGCAUGAGCUAGACAGGAACAUUUGGUAUUUACAUAUCAUUGAUGAGUUCACUCGUUUCAGUGCUGGGGCAAUUGUCAAAAGGAAGUUGCCUCAAGUGUUCGUCCAAGAGUUUCUAUCCCAUUGGAUUAGCAUCUUUGGACCCCCAACUUCAUUGUUCAGUGACAAUGGCGGAGAAUUUUCUAAUUCGGAGACACGUGAUUUGUGUGAAAAUUUCAACAUAAAGGUGAUCACAACUGCCGCGUACGCGCCAUUCAGUAAUGGCCUCUUAGAAAAGCACAAUCAUGUCCUAACAAACAUAAUGCUAAAGGUAAAGCAUGACAGAAAUUGCAGUUGGGAGACAGCACUGAAAUGGGCACUCAAUGCAAAGAAUAGCAUGAUAAAUGUACAUGGCUUCAGUGCAUACCAGCUGGUGUUCGGCAGAAAUCCAAAUCUACCUGCAAACCUUACCAACCAGUUGCCAGCCCUGGAGGGGACUACCACCAGCAAGGUCGUAGGAGAACACCUAGGAGCCCUCUACCCAACGAGGAAGGCUUUCACAGAGACUGAGUGCUCUGAGAGGAUAAGGAGAGCCCUGAAGAAGCAGACACGGUCAUACACAGGUGACAAGUACCAGAUGGGUGACAAAGUAUACUACAGGAGGCCAGACAAUACGGAGUGGAAGGGUCCUGGCACAGUCAUUGGCCAAGAUGGAAAAAUUGUAUUCAUCAGACAUGGUGGGAACUUAGUGAGGGUUCAUAUCAGUAGGCUUCAGUUAGUGAACCAACAGAGGAGUCACAGUGCUAUGACAGGGGACUCUUCGGGACAUCCAACAGAGAACAAGGACAAUGAUAGAAACAGACAGGAUCGAUCAAGCAAGGAUGAGCAGCCACAGAAACCAGCAACAGGAGAUGAUGAUGAUCAGCCGCCGAUCCAACCCAAGAUGAUCAUCCAAACCAAGACCAGGAUCAAGAGGAGGGAGCACAGGGACAAAACCCGGGGAUUAGGACUGAUCGGAUCAAAGUUGGACAAGAUAUCGCUUUCAAACACGAUGAAAAGGAGGAAAGGAUGA
Molecule: messenger RNA, 1554 nt
Organism: Lineus longissimus
Lineage: Eukaryota; Metazoa; Nemertea; Pilidiophora; Heteronemertea; Lineidae
Exons: 1
Coding region: 1-1554 (517 amino acids)
Biological process (GO): DNA integration
Molecular function (GO): nucleic acid binding
Source: RefSeq, a predicted model, not a curated record